Molecule: messenger RNA, 2147 nt
Organism: Tripterygium wilfordii
Lineage: Eukaryota; Viridiplantae; Streptophyta; Magnoliopsida; Celastrales; Celastraceae
Product: transcription factor MYB117
Exons: 2
Coding region: 1065-1910 (281 amino acids)
Biological process (GO): regulation of DNA-templated transcription
Cellular component (GO): nucleus
Molecular function (GO): RNA polymerase II cis-regulatory region sequence-specific DNA binding; DNA-binding transcription factor activity, RNA polymerase II-specific
Source: RefSeq, a predicted model, not a curated record
CUUCCCAAACUAGAAUAGAUUGGGAUAAUUACUUAAUUAGUCAAUGAAAUUUGGAACUUCAUAGUAUAAUAUGUAUGUAUAAAAUUAUAUAUAUAUUGAAAAUAAAUGGUUGGAAGAGAUAUGCAUCCAUUCAAAAGAUCAUAAAUAAUUUUCUGUUAUGUGUACUUAUUUUCAGCAUGCAAUGAAGUGCUUGCUUAAUCUGUUUUAUUUGCUAGGUUCUCAUGAUAAUAAACCUUUAAUUGCUCUUAUUAUUACCCUAGACUCAUUUUCCUAGAAAAUGAUAAUUUUCUUGCAAACACACUCCUUUUAAGUUUGUUACAGUUCUUUUUUGAACUUCCCAAACUAGAAAGGAUUGGGACAAUUUGUCAAUAAAGUUUAUAACUUUAUUCUAUAAAAAUAGAAAUAAAGUUCUAGUCAGUUGAAUCAGAACUUGAUUCCAUUUGAUUCGCAGAUUCAUAAUCCAUUAAUAACAAGGACUUACUGAUUCUGAGUUUUACUUGUUAUAUCAACAGAAAUUGUGAGAAUUUCAUGUCUUAAUAACAUCAAUUUCCUACAAAUAACCUAGCUUCAACAUCAAUUGAUGCACCAACUACUUAAGAAUCAAGAAAUUUCCUUAUUUACCUCCUGCAGCAACUUGCCUAAGACAAAAUACAGCUUGAAUCUGCUAACUUAUAUUCAAUGCAAUUUAAUUGAUCAUAUGGAGUAGGAUACGAUGCAUCAGGUGCUUGAUCAUAGUUUCCUAUGUAUAUCAAUAUAUGCCCGAAAUUGAAAUUGGAAUUGUUAGUGUGUGAAAGUUAAGAGAAUUUGAGGGAGCGGUAAAGAAAGUCAAUGGGAUUAAUUAAUAUCAAGCCAAUGACCAGAUUCACACAAAGGGUUUGUGAUUCUGCGAUGUCGAAGUCUGCUAAUAAGUCUGUUAUUACUUGUUAUAAAUAUAAAUCACAUCCUAUCUUGCAUAUUGUAAGUUGUAACAACAGUGAUCUUUCAUCUGUAACCCUAACAACCAAACCAUUUUCCUCUAGUUAUUGAAUAUACACUGGCUACAUUAUAUAUUACAUAUAUGUGUGAUGGAACAAUUUGGAGGUAGAAGCAGCAAUGGUGGCAAGGUUUGUCAAAGAGCGCACUGGAGACCAGCUGAAGAUAAGAAAUUGUACCAAAUCGUUGAUCAACAUGGCCCUAAGAAUUGGAAUUUCAUUGCACAGCACGUUGAAGGAAAAUCAGGGAAAAGUUGCAGACUGAGAUGGUACAAUCAACUGGCUCCUAACAUCAACAAAAACCCAUUGACAGAAGAAGAGGAAGAAAGGCUUCUGAAAGCUCAUCGGAUCGAAGGGAACAGAUGGGCAUCGAUAGCAAGGCUGUUUCCGGGAAGAACUGACAAUGCUUUGAAGAAUCAAUACCAUGUUAUCAUGGCAAGAAGAAAAAGAGAACAGUUUGAUCAUACAAUCAGGUACUUCCAGAAAAACGUAGCAAACAAUUUUGAUGACAGACACUACUUCAGUCUUGAAAACAAUGACGAAAUAGGUAAUAAUUUACUAUCAUGGACCUCAUGUGAUUCGACACUUUCUGGGCAUUCUAGAGGAUCAAAUAUCGCGUAUCAUGGUCAUUCAUCAAGUUCUUCUUUGUGGGCUAAAGAUGAAUUUCACCAUCAAGGCAUUCAAGCUUAUCAUCCUAGCUCCUCCAGUUCUGGUUUUGUUGCACCAAAGAUUCAUCAUAUUUUGAAAUUUAAUACAAAGUUCAUGAAUUUUGGGGAUGGUGAUUAUGGAAAUGAAGAAUUGAUAAAGAAGAGCAAGUUUGACGAUCGCUCAGAUGGAUUGAAGAAAUUUGGAAUGGCUGCUUCUCUGCAGGAACAUGGGAAUGGGUCAAACAAGGGUAGUGUUGCCUUCAUUGAUUUUCUUGGUGUAGGAAUCUCUUAGUUAUUAUGGAAUCUGAUUUCAGUCUUUCAUUUUAAGUAGCAUAAUCUGCAUCGUUAGACUUAUUUAGGUUUGAAGAUCAAUGUAGGAGAGGAGGCUAAUAGGCUAUACUUGCCCAUCAGGAUAUGUAUAGUUGAAAAUACAAUGUAGUAUUCAUACAUCAUAAUCUUGUUGAGGCUUCAGACUGAUUAUUUCUAAAUAUUUUCAUGGAAAAUAGUCCCAUUUUCCAAGGAAAUUAUA